AUGGCUCCCAACGUCAACACGAAGGCGAGGAACGGAGUCGGUGUCGGUGUCGUCGCCAACGGCAAGCCUCUCCGUCGCGUCGUGCCUGCAAUUCCCCUCACCUACGAGCGCCGCCUCAAGGCCAAUGCUGCUGCAAAGCAUGCCGCCGCCCAAGCCCACGCCGCCUCCGUCCCAGUUGUAUCCCUUCCUCGGCCCGCCGCCACCACCAACGGUUCUUCUUUGAAAAUUCAGAACGACGUCGACGACUCUGCGCCACCGACCCCAAAAACCCUCGAGCCUGCCAUCGCCGAGAAGACGGACAACGACGAUAACGACGCCGCCGCCGAGGACGACAACGACGAGAAGCCUGCUGAAGAACAUGCAGUAAAGGAUCGCGACGGUACUCAACAGACUUCGAUCACUGCCCCUGCUGCCACCGCCCCCGAAGUGUCCGAAGCGACCGACAAGCCCUCCGAACGAGACGCGCCCCCGACUGUCAUGGAAUCUGCGCCAGGUAUGUUGCUUGCUGGCCGCUACGCAUGCCAGGAAUCUCUCUCACACUUUGCGGACGACCACCCGGCAGCUUCGCCGGCCUCUGAGAAACACCAGCUUCCUCCGACUUUCCGACCCCCUCCUGUCAUCUCUCCUUCGCGCUACAACAUGCCUCCCGGCGCGCCCAACGGAGCUCGCCCUGCGCCAGUCGUCCUCAAUGGCACUUCUCACCGAGGCCCUCGAUCUGUCCACAACGGCCCCCCGCACAUGCAUGGCCCGCGCCCAAGCAACGGCAGCCUAGUGCAGUUCGGCGGAUUUGGUUCCAACUCAUCGUCUCCCGCCCCUCCUCACUCUGGCGGCUUCAUGCCUCCUCCCGGCGCGCCCCUCCAGGACGGACGCCAGUUCCACAACCAUGCUGCGGUGGCUGCCAACGGCUACCCUCCUCAAAUGCCUUAUGGCACCGAGUUUGUCCCUGGAACCGCCGUAGACCAGUUUGGCAGACCGAUUCCAGGUCCUCCUGGCAUGGAGCAGUACCACCCGUACGUCAAUGGCUACGGACCGUCCACCCCUCACAGCUUCCAGGGAUCCCACUCGUCGGCUCAGGCGGAGGACGUCGGUGCCUACAACCACUACCCCGCGCCUGGCAUCCCCAACGGUACUUCCCACCUCGAUGACGCUCGCCCUCACCCUCCCCAGGCCGGAGGUUUCGGUGUACCACCCCAGCGGAUGAUGCCUGGUCCUAUCCCGCCCCCGCACAUGAUGCAUCCCGGACACGAAGCCCAGGCAUUGGAUGGACUCACCGCUUACCUGCGGUCACAGUUCCGUGAUACCACAUUCGCUGACUGUACCCUGGAGCUCCGAUAUCUGGACGACCGUUAUCCUCCCGUCCGAAUUCCCGGCCACCGCCUAGUGCUUGCCAGAAGUCAGGUCAUCAAGAACAUCCUCGAGUCUGAGAGCUUCGAAUCUAGCCCGCCGGGUGCUAACCGCAUGAUUCUUCUCCCUUCCGACGACAAGUACCUUCGCUCCGAUGCUUUUUGGAUGGCAGUUCAGCAUCUUUAUGCCUACCCCCUGCUUGGCCUUCCGGACCCCAGUGCCAACGGCGGUCUUGGCAUGGCCGGUACGGCCGACGACCGGUUCGAAUUCGCCCUUGGUUACGCCGCAGCUGGCCACGCGCUGGGUUGGCACCCAAUUGUUGUCCGUGGCAUGGAGAUUGCCUCUCACUCCCUCGGCUGGUCCACCAUUGAGCGAGCCAUCGCAUUCGCCCUGGGUGAUGUAGCGGGCCGUGCCUCAGCCGACCGCCACACCCAGUUUGUCUACGGUGACGCAGUCCAGAUUUUGAUGAACGGGAUUAUCAACUUCCUCGUCAACAACUUCCCGACAGACUUCACUCUGGACACGUCUGUAGCCGAUCCUGAGCGCUAUCCUCGCAUCCCGUCUGUCCCUGCCAUGCCGCCCACCCGUGAAGGCACCCCGACCAUCGCCCACGGAACUUCGGGUAAGGACCGUCGUUCACGCCCAAUGCACAUCCAGUUCGGCGAUCUGGCAUUGAACCAUGACGGCUCUAAGGUGUCCGAGCCCUCACCGUUGUCGCCCCAGCAGCGAAACAUUCAGUCCAUCCUGUCAAGCAUCCUCAUCAACCUGCCCUUCGCAUUCUUGAAGCCGACUCUUGAAUCGAGUGGCUUCGGCAACGUCAACGGAUGGGCCAAUGUCGAAGCGCGCCACCAAAUCAUGCUGGACGUUGUCAACGAGCGUGAAGCCAGAAGACACCGAGCAGUUGAGGCCGUAAGAGCUGGCGUCAUUCCGGACGCCGAGUCAAUCUUCUACGGUCUCCAGAGCGUGGAGCCCCGCGUGGCUGAGGAGUGGAACGGGCUCGGCUGGCGGGAGGAAGUGGUGUCGUACGUCAAUGGCGACGCGCCGUCCCUCGGCCGGCAGUGGGUUCCGCUGAUGGUUCAGAAUGGCGGCGGCCAUGUGGAGAACACGGGCCGCCCGGCUUAUCCUUGA
This is a messenger RNA of Colletotrichum siamense, 2472 nucleotides long. RefSeq lists its product as uncharacterized. Bases 1 to 2472 code for a protein of 823 amino acids. Lineage: Eukaryota; Fungi; Ascomycota; Sordariomycetes; Glomerellales; Glomerellaceae. The transcript is spliced from 3 exons. The record is from RefSeq and is a predicted model, not a curated record.